Messenger RNA from Phragmites australis (common reed), 1908 nucleotides. Its product is annotated as nematode resistance protein-like HSPRO1. Bases 387 to 1781 code for a protein of 464 amino acids. The record is from RefSeq and is a predicted model, not a curated record. Gene Ontology annotation, biological process: defense response. Gene Ontology annotation, molecular function: metal ion binding; heme binding. NCBI's taxonomy places the organism in Eukaryota, Viridiplantae, Streptophyta, Magnoliopsida, Poales, Poaceae. The transcript has a single exon.
AAACGCAUCAUCACAGUCCACAACUCGCAGCUGAUCUGUGGAUAAGCUCGAGAUCCUUUCCUUCAUCGUCUUUGACUCUUUUCCGCAAUAAUUUAUUGCGUUUCUGCGUACCCCAACCCCACCCACGCUGGCACGCCCACCCGCGGUUUCCCGGACUCGAUUUCAAACCCAGGCCGCAGCGCGGUCCACACGCACGCCACGCUCCUCGACUCGGCUCCCCCAUCAAACCUGGUCGAGCAGCGAGCACUCGCUAUAAAACACGCCCCCACUUCUAAUUCUCGAGGCAAAACUCAAAACCAGAAGCUGCUAAGAACUUCAGUCCAGUCUAAGAAAUUUCGAUUUCAAAAGCAAACGUUCACCUCAGGGAGAGUUCAGCUGGAGCUGAAAUGGCGACGCCCAAGCUGUCCCCCGUCUCGCCGGUGCGGCGGGACGACAAGCCGUGUGCGCCCUCACCGUCGUCGGUUGUUCUGAGGGUGCAGGACGCUUCGGCUGCGGAGGCUUACGAGCAGUACCUGCGCCUGCCGGAGCUGUCGAGGCUGUUGAAGUCCGGGUGCAUCCCGGAGUGGGAGGGCGAGGGCCUGGUCAAGCCGGCGCUGCAGGCGCUGGAGAUCACCUUCCGCUUCGUGUCCGUCGCGCUCUCCGACCCGCGCGGGUACGCGAGCCGCCGCGAGCUCGCGCGCCGGCUGGAGGCGCUCGCGGCGCGGGAGGUGGAGCUGGUGGCCGCACUCUGCGAGGGCGACCGGUGCGCGCCGCUCGCCGAGCUGAGCGCCUCCGGGGGCGUGCUCCCGCGGGGGCGCAGCGCGUCGGAGGUGUGGCAGCUGCCCGGGAGCGCCGCUGCGGUGGUGUGCAACGUCAGCGAGUCCAGCCUGCUCCCGCGCCUUGCCGCGUGGGACAAGUCCGAGACGCUUGCGGCCAAGAUCAUGUACGCCAUCGAGAGCCAGAUGCAGGGCUGCGCUUUCACCCUCGGCCUCGGCGAGCCCAACCUCGCCGGCAAGCCGGUGUUGGAGUACGACCGCAUCGUCCGGCCACACGAGCUGCACGCUCUCAAACCGAAGGCCGCGCUGGAGCCCAAGACCGGCUACCGCAACCGGGAGAACGAGGCGCUGUUCACCAUCUACCAGAUACUCGAAUCAUGGCUGUGCGCGGCCUCCCAACUUCUCACCCGCCUGAACGACCGGAUCGAAGCAAAGAACUGGCAGGCGGCAGCGAGCGACUGCUGGAUCCUUGAGCGCGUCUGGAAGCUGUUCGCCGACGUCGAGGACCUCCACUUGCUGAUGGACCCGGACGACUUCCUGCGGCUCAAGAGCCAGCUCGCGAUACGGGCGGCGCCGGGUUCUGAUGCGUCGUUCUGCUUCCGUUCCAGGGCGCUUCUGCACGUCGCUAACACAACUAGAGACCUCAAGAAGCGGGUGCCGUGGGUGCUCGGCGUCGAGGUGGACCCCAACGGCGGGCCGAGGGUGCAGGAGGCGGCCAUGAGGCUGUACCACAGCAGGAGGCGCGGCGAGGGCGAGGAGGCCGGCAAGGUGGAGCUGCUCCAGGCCUUCCAGGCCGUGGAGGCGGCCAUGAGGAGGUUCUUCUUCCUGUACCGGCAGCUCGUGGGCGCGGUGAUGGGCACGGCGGAGGCGUCUGGCAACAGGGCGCUGUUUGUGCCAGCGGAGGGGAUGGACCCCCUCGCGCAGAUGUUUCUCGAGCCGCCAUACUUCCCCAGCCUCGACGCCGCCAAGACGUUCUUGGCUGACUACUGGGUUCAGCGAAUGACAGCGCCAGGCUCGCAGUUUUGAAGGUCUGCAGAUAUGCGUGCAUCGUAUUGUAAGCGACAUAGGGUGAUUAAUUCUGUAGCGAUUAUAUUCUUGUGUGCACAGGGAUGUGUUCUGUUCUACGAUCUUUUACCGAGAGAAGUUGAUUCAA